Molecule: messenger RNA, 4794 nt
Organism: Phytophthora sojae
Lineage: Eukaryota; Oomycota; Peronosporomycetes; Peronosporales; Peronosporaceae
Exons: 1
Coding region: 18-2660 (880 amino acids)
Biological process (GO): mismatch repair
Cellular component (GO): nucleus; MutSalpha complex
Molecular function (GO): ATP-dependent DNA damage sensor activity; ATP binding; mismatched DNA binding
Source: RefSeq, a predicted model, not a curated record
AAACGGAAACUCCCGAGAUGCUGAAGGUGCGCAAUAGCUCGCUCGCUAAAAAGGCGAAGGUUGUUCGCCGUGAGGUAUGCUCUCUCCUGUCGAUUGGUACCAACACUGUCAGCUUCCUGGACGCUCCAAUCUCAUCUCAGGACCAAGUGUCGAAGCAUCUUCUCGCGCUAAAGGAGGCUUUCGACCCCACACAAAAGACUGUUCGCUUCGGCGUUUGCAUGGUGGAUUGCUCUACCGGCGCGUUCCAGCUGUCCGAAUUUGAUGAUACUGAGCAGAGGGACCGUUUGAAAACGCUAUUUGCUCAGUUUCACAUCGUGGAAAUUGUGACAGAGCGAUUCAACAUUUCUGAUGACACGAAGAUGACCCUCAAGCAUUCAGCACCUGCUGCGAUUCGCUCGUCACUGCGCGUGGGAAAGGAGUUUUGGGGUGCUUCGAAGACCAUAGAUGAAAUUGAGCGUGCGGGGUACUUUAAGGAACAUGGAUGGCCGGAAGACGUACUGCACUUUUUGGAAGUGGAUAAAGGCGUGAAGCCCGAGGGUCAACUUGCGAUCAGUGCUCUGGGUGGUUGCAUCUGGCACCUGCGACGUAGCAUUAUUGACCAAGAGCUGCUCUCCCUGUGCAACUUCAAGAGAUACAAGCCUUCGGAUGAGGAGGCACGAGAAGCACGUGCAAACAAGGAAGCGCUGUCCGCUGCUAAGGCCGAGUUAAACCAGCAGUAUGUGGUACUGGACUCGCAGACUAUCCAAAAUCUGGAGGUGCUUUGUAACAGUUUCAACGGAUCCCGCUCAGGAUCUCUCAUCGAUAUAAUGGACAAGACCGUGACGAGCUUUGGUGGGCGAAUGUUUCAGGAAUGGGUGCUAAAACCUUUGUGCAAGAUUGGCGACAUUCAAGAGCGCCUUGAUGCCGUUGAAGAGUUGGGCAACAGCGGCGACUUGAUGAUGGAAAUUCGGGAGUUCCUCCGCAAAUUGCCAGAUUUGGAGCGUUUAUUGUCGCGAAUUCAUGCGCUCGGAUCUGCGCAUCGAUCCCAAGAACACCCGGACAGCCGUGCCAUUAUGUACGAGUCCCAGACUUACAACAUCCGAAAGAUCAAGGAGUUUCUCUCUGUCCUCAACGGCUUUGAUGAAGCUAUGAACCUCACCCUCGAACUGGGGCCUCGCCUGUCACAGUCCACCUCUCCAAUUCUUCAGUCAUUGUUGAAAAGGUACCAAAUUGAGGACGGCGUCCAACCGGACAUUAAGCACGGACAUUUCCCCGAUCUUACAGAGAAGUUGGAGUUCUUCAAGCGCAGCUUUGACCAAGCAGCAGCAAAGAAGAGUGGUGUGAUCGUGCCCCAAGAUGGUGUGGACCCCGAAUUUGAUGCAGCUUGCGCUGACAUCGCUCAGAUCGAAGCUGAGCUAGCAGAGUAUUUAAAGGAACAGCGCAGUGCGCUUCGAUGCCGAGACAUUAACUACUGGGGCAAAAAGAAGGAGGACCGCUAUCAGUUGGAAGUUCCCGAGAGCGCUUUGUCGAAGCAGCCGAAAGAGUAUGAGCUGAAGUCUCGCAAGAAGGGGUACAAGCGCUUCCACACUCCCACGAUUCGUGGCCUGUUGAAACGGUUGGCUGCAGCGGAGGAUCAAAAGGAGGAGGCGCUAAAGGACCAGACACGUCGCAUCUUUCACAAGUUUGACGAGGACUACAAGUACUGGAUGAAGGCGGUGCAGUGCUUGGCUGUGUUGGACUGCUUGGUAUCCCUUGGACUGCUCAGCAGCCAAAGUGAAGGCUAUACAAAACCGGAGGUGGUGGCGGCGAGCGCAGCAAACGGAGGAACGCCUUUCAUUGAUAUUGAAGAAGGUGUGCACCCCUGUGUUGCUGCAACUUACGGCAGUGGCGACUUCAUUCCGAACGAUGCGCACCUCGGUAUUGAAGGUAAGGGCCAAAUGGUUCUCCUCAGUGGACCAAACAUGGGUGGUAAGUCGACGCUGUUGCGCCAAACGUGCGUACUCACGCUCAUGGCCCAGAUCGGAAGCUUCGUUCCUGCUGCCAAGUGUCGUCUCAGCCCCGUGGACCGCAUUUUCACGCGGAUUGGUGCGUCUGACCGCAUCCUUGCUGGCCAGAGUACUCUUUACGUGGAGCUGGCCGAGACGGCGACGAUCCUGAACCACGCUACCAGCCACUCGCUCGUGAUCCUGGACGAGUUGGGACGUGGUACGUCGACGUUCGACGGCACUGCUAUCGCGUACUCGGUUGUUGAGCAUUUGCUGAGCGACAUCCAGUGUCGAACCAUGUUCGCUACUCACUACCACUCGCUGGUUGAAGAGUACGUGGGCAACGACAAGGUCUCAUUGGGCCACAUGGGAUGCAUCGUCGACCCGGAGAAUGAUCGCAAGGUCACGUUCCUGUACAAGUUGGAGGACGGCAUGUGCCCCAAGAGCUACGGCAUCAACGUCGCCAUGCUGGCCAAACUCCCGGACGAAGUGGUCGAGUGCGCUGCGAAGAAGUCGGAGCAAUUCGAGCGGUCCUUGCAGGCGAACUCACACACAGAGCUUGAGACUCUCCGGCUAGCGCAGAAGGUGAAGGAAGCACUCGAAGAAGGAGAAGCCGGUGUUGACAAGCUCAAGCAGCUCUGGCAAGAAGCACGCGCCGCCAUCCGCGCUUCAAGUGUCGGCUCGCCAAUCAUGUAGCCCUCAAGCCAGAAUCGACGCGCUUUUUCGUAUCGGACCGAAACCCUGCGCUUGGCUCGACUUCUCAGUAAAGUUGGUAGAAAUCAUGACUUCCUCGUAGCCAUCUGACGUCAGAUGGCUACAUACAUCUAUACCGAAAUUAACGAAAAAUCCGAAAAUAAGCCGAGUUAUCACUGCAGUCAUUCCAACGCAGCAAUGCGUCAAGACAAGUCGCUGGUGGAGCUGGCUGUAGCGGCGGUGGCGCUCUUCACACCCGUCCAGGAGAUCCUCGACUAUGUCGAGUACCUGCCCACAACCAUUCGCCAUCGGCUCUUCAAGGAGCUGUCCAACUUCCGGCUGCGGGAGAUGGAAGUGGCCUGGGAGGCGGCUGCCAAGCUGGAAGCCCCAGAGCCUCGCGACGGAUUCGACCCGCAAGCCGGCGACAAGUUCCUGUUCGACCGAGAGACGCAGCGCGUGUGGGAGCUCCGCAUGAAGGCAGCAAGACUGGGCUACGAGCCGAUCCCCAUCGAAAACACGGCAGCAGCUCAGGGCCGCAGACGCAAUCACCGGAACGUCUUCUGGGAGCACCAGUUCCGUACGCUGCUCAAGCUGCGGACACCGCUGGACCUCGCGGGGCCAGUCGACGUGUUGGUGGAGUGCCAGAAACUUUUCGUGGAUGUUGUGGAGGUACUGAAAGUGCACGGUCGUGAGGUUUGUGAGGACAACGUAAAGCUGAUCUUAGCGCUCGGACGACUGCGACGACUGGAGGUGCAUCACCCAGAACAGCAAGGCACUCACUGGGAGUCUAUGGAAUCCUUGAUGCAGGGUCAUUCGCAUCUCACAGAGCUGGGGUUCUUACACGGCAAGUUGAGCGACAACCAGCUCGCUCAAAUCCGUGGCGCGCUGGCGAAGCCCCCCACCAUGUUGGAAAAAGGUUUAAACUGCAGCAGGAUCACGACAUUGGAGCUGGUCUCUGUGAGAAUUCGGCCUGAAGGGUUCCGCCAAUUGGUAUCACUGGUGGCGGAGAUGAAGCAACUAGCCCAGCUGAGGGUGAGCAAUACCAUCACAGAUUUCGAAACGAAGCUACUAAUCGACGCAGCACUUUGCGCUCCAAAGCUGCAAAGGCUGUUCCUGGAACACAACGAGCUGGAAGUUGAUGCAUUCUUGGGUCUCUCGAAAAUGCGAAAGCCGUUAGCAUUGCGCCACCUCCGUCUCAGCGACAACGAUGUGUCGCCCAUAACGCUGGGGGCUAUCUGCAGCGCCAGCAUGGAUGGGGUGCUGAAUCUGGAGCGGCUUGAACUGACGAACAAUGUGCAAAUUGGUGAUGCGGGUAUACACGCGCUUACACCAAUGCUAGCGUCCCCCAGUGCUGAGCCGACUGCAGUACUAACUCAUUUGGAUGUUCGCGGCUGCAAUUUUGGCCUCGAAGGUGCCACGUCUCUACUGCUUGCGUUGGGCCAAAACAAAACGCUGAAGCACUUGAACCUCGCGCAGAACUUUUUCGAUGUUGGCUUUGGUGACGUACUGGCAGACUUCUUGUUCACGAACCAGUCCGUCACAAAUUUACAAGCGAACGGCGUCGGAUUGGGUCUGGCAGGUGUGUCUGCUCGACUGCUGACGGCAUUAGAGAGCAACACCACACUCACAUCUCUUUCAUUGGGGGCAAACCGGUUGAGAAACGACGGUGCAUCUGCACUGCUUCGCUCGCUGAUUAAGCGAGCACAGAAGAAACCAUUCUCGCUGGUUGACUUGAGUGGAAAUUUGCUCACAUUGAGUGGACUAGCGAUGUUAGCCGACAUAUUAGAGAACCCCACCAAUGACACCAGUUCCCACUCGAACAACUCCAGAAGCGACGGUGAAGGGGGGACUCUAUCCGACCGCAAGCGACGACGCACUAGUAGCUCGGACAAUCGCGACAACUCGCUGAGUCCUUGCAACGCCAAUAGCAAGCCAAUCGAAGAGCUUUGCCUGCUCAAUAACGACUUCCUCGGCGCUGAUGAGUACGUGGGCGACAGCUCCAAGCUUAUCGAGGCUAUUCGUAGUCGCGUGGGUCACCUCAAGAGCAACGAAUGGGCUAUUCAGCACCAAGUGUACGACGAUGAAGUGUAGGGCAAAAUAGAAUUCAUGUACCAUAACUCAAAAAUACCUCGCUGUC